Molecule: messenger RNA, 936 nt
Organism: Angiostrongylus costaricensis
Lineage: Eukaryota; Metazoa; Nematoda; Chromadorea; Rhabditida; Metastrongylidae
Source: the annotation of a GenBank genome assembly
UUGGACGCACAAGCAGGAUUUGCUUCCCGAAAUGUUCAACCGCACCAGGCACACAACAGUUCUAAGGUUCGAGGAAAAAAUGCACCUCAGUACCUCGAUAAAGGUGUAGUGCUGGGAAAAAAGUAUCGCAUUGAAAAGAUGAUCGGUGGGGGCGGAUUCGGACAAAUCUAUCGAGCUACCGACAUCGUAUUGGCGGCGAAGGUCGAACCACAAUCUGAAGACGCUGGACGGAUGGUUCUCGAGCAGAUGGUGCUCACAAAACUUGUUGGCACACGACAUUCACCCAAAUUGUAUGCGUCCGGUUGGCUCAACAACUACAACUUUAUAGUAAUGCAAAUGCUUGGACGAAACCUUACCGAUUUACGCAAAGCGCAAACUGAACGGCGCUUCAGUGUACACACGACAGUCCGUGUUGGCAUUCAAGUCGUAGAGGCGUUGAAAUUCGUGCAUGACCUUGGAUAUCUGCACAGAGAUGUGAAACCUUCAAAUAUGUGUGUCGGCAUCGGUGAGCAUCGACGAAUCAUUUACCUCGUCGAUUUCGGGAUGACCAGGCAAUUUCGUUUGCCCAGUGGUGAUUUGAGAAAGGAACGAGCGUAUGCCGCUUUUAGAGGAACGAUGCGUUAUGUUUCGCUAGCAGUACAUGAAAGGAAAGAACAGGGACCUGUAGAUGAUCUCUGGAGUGUCUACUAUACUCUAAUCGAGUUAGCUGAGGGAUCGUUACCAUGGCGUACAAUUACAGAACAUGAUGAGAUAUUCCAGUUGAAGCGACGACUAACAUUUCGAGACCUUUGCAGGUUUGAUUUAUUAAGAAGUUUUGAUUCCAAAUUGUCCACUAUUAUGUUCCUUAAAUGUCCUUCAUUCCAGCGAUGUUGUAAAAUUGUCGAUGAAGAAGCCGACUUUGAAUGGGAUGACGAAAAUUCCACGCAGUUCCACUGA